Molecule: messenger RNA, 1551 nt
Organism: Anguilla anguilla (European eel)
Lineage: Eukaryota; Metazoa; Chordata; Actinopteri; Anguilliformes; Anguillidae
Product: free fatty acid receptor 3-like
Exons: 1
Coding region: 12-968 (318 amino acids)
Biological process (GO): cellular response to fatty acid; G protein-coupled receptor signaling pathway
Cellular component (GO): plasma membrane
Molecular function (GO): G protein-coupled receptor activity
Source: RefSeq, a predicted model, not a curated record
CCCAACUGGCGAUGUCGCAGAUGAUGGUGAACCAUAUGGUGAUACUGUCCGUCUACAUCCUGACCUUCCUGAUUGGCCUUCCCGCGAACGUCCUCUCACUCUGUGCCUUCAGCGUCAAGGUCCAGAGCAAUGCCACGCCCACCGACGUCCUGCUGCUCAACCUGACGGUGUCGGACCUCCUCUUCCUGCUCAUCCUGCCGCUGAAGAUGCACGAGGCUGCAUCCGGCAUGCGCUGGGACCUGCCCUACUUCCUGUGCAGCGUCACCUCCUUCGUCUUCUUCUCCACCAUCUACACCAGCUCCCUCCUGCUGAUGGCCGUCAGCGUGGACCGCUUUUUGAGCGUGGCCUUCCCCGUCCGCUACAAGCUGCUGCGCAAGCCCGUCUACGCCAUGGUGGGCGCCGUCAUCGCCUUUGUGUUCGGCUCCGCCAGUUGCAGCAUCGUCUUCUUGACGCAGCACCUGCUGCCGGGAAAUGGCACCGUCAACGCCUCCGUCUGCUAUGAGAACUUCACGCCGAGGCAGCUGGCGGUCCUCCUCCCCGUGCGGCUUUAUUUGUUCUCCGUCCUCUUCCUCGUCCCGCUCCUGGUCUGCGCCUUCUGCUACCUGAGCUGCAUCCGUCUCCUGUACGCCCGCCCACGGAUUUGCAGCAGGAAGCGGCAGAAGGCCGUGGGCAUGGCACUGGGCACGCUGCUGGUGUUCGUCGUCUGUUUCCUGCCCUACAACCUCUCCCACCUGCUGGGCUACCUGCACGGGCAGAGCCCCCCCUGGAGGUACUACACCCUUCUCCUCAGCACCGCAAACACCUGCCUGGACCCCAUCAUCUUCUACUUCUCCUCCUCCACCUUCCAGGCCACGGUUAAGCACUCCCUCUACAGGCUGCUGGGGUGCCGACGCCAAAUUGACUUUGUCAACGAAGGAUCCAGUCAGAGCAGAGAUGGCUGUGCUGCAAACCACCUUAGAGAUGGCUGAGAUAUGAUUUUUAUGUAUGACAAACCAGGAGGCCAGCUCCGUACACUCAUGCAGUUGAACAGAAAAAUGUGACGCUCAUUCAUAAGAAAAUAAAAAUUAACUUUUUUGUGAAUAGAGCAAUAAUACUUUCACAAAAUAGUACAUGGUAGUUUCUUGUGUGUGAGGGUCUACCUAUGUCUAUCAUGUGUGUGGCAAAACUAUAAAGCUAAUGCUUGAGUACAAACCUUCCCAAAUAGCUAUUCAGUUUUCAUAAUGCUGGAAGUUCUGUUCAGCUGAACAUACUGCUCUUAAAACUGAAAGUUCUGUUCUUAACACAGAACGCUCUGUUCUUAACAUGGAAAGUUUCGUUCUUAACAUUGAAAGUUCUUAGAACAAUUUUUCUCAUGUCUAUUCAAUGUUCUGGAAGUCCUUCUCUUAAUACUGUAAGUUCUGUUCUUAACACUGAAAGAACUGUUAACCUUUGAUGCUGAAAGGUACCUAUUUGUGCAUCUUUUGAAAAUUCAUUAAGGAGGCUGAUUAAGAGAAAAAGCAUGAGAAGAAAAGAAGAAAGAAAGAAAGAAAGAAAGAAAGAAAGAAAGAAAGA